Molecule: messenger RNA, 354 nt
Organism: Lactuca saligna
Lineage: Eukaryota; Viridiplantae; Streptophyta; Magnoliopsida; Asterales; Asteraceae
Source: the annotation of a GenBank genome assembly
AUGGCGCAAGUGCAAAACCACGGCCAUGCCACGUCGGCGGAGAUGGUGGUAGAUCAUGAUCAGGAGGAGGUGUUGAGAAGGAGGAACGAGGAACUGGAGAGAGAAUUGAAGAGGAGCAUGGAAAGAGAGGAGAAGAUGAAGAUGGAGUUGCAGAAGAUCUGGGAGAGGCUGCGGGUGGCUGAGGAUGCGGAGGAGCGCCUUUGCUCGCAGCUUGGUGAGCUUGAAGCGGAGGCCAUGGAUCAGGCACGUGAUUACAGAGAGCGUAUUAUCACGUUAAUGGAACAGCUGUCGGCAGCUCAGAAGCUUAUACAAUCGGCUUCACUUCACAUACCUUCAUCAUCAAUGGCUUUGUAA